Molecule: messenger RNA, 8024 nt
Organism: Brassica rapa (field mustard)
Lineage: Eukaryota; Viridiplantae; Streptophyta; Magnoliopsida; Brassicales; Brassicaceae
Product: U-box domain-containing protein 25
Biological process (GO): protein ubiquitination
Molecular function (GO): ubiquitin protein ligase activity
Source: RefSeq, a predicted model, not a curated record
AAAGUUAUGCUUUUUAGUUUUUAGCCAGGUAUAUACUAUUCUUGAAUGGAGAUUAUUACAACAUACUAAAUUAAUUUAUUUUCGUCUUCAGUGUUUGAAUUAGUGAUUGAAAUGAUUUUAUUUUUUGUAGUCAUCGAAUACAAACACCAGUUAACUAUCCACACAUAUGGUAGUGUUUUAUUGUUUUAAUUUUCUUUCUUUUCAUAGGAUAAAAAGAAGAGAAUAACACGAUGUUGCAAUUUUAUACUGUAAUUUAACUGAAUGAAAAUUUAGGUGAACAAAAAAGACAAACAUAGUGAAUCUUUAUUAUUAUUGUUAUUUUAUAUACAUGUAAAAUGGUAAACCAUGUUGUCUGAUCUACGAACAUUAUCAUCAGUGAAAUUUUUAAUUAAAAUAACUUUAAAGAAAUAUAGAAAAGAAAUAAAAAAACAUUUUUUCAUCUGAGUUAUUAGAAAACAUUUACUAGAACCCUUUUCUCCAAAUGUGAUUUUAUGAUGGGUUGAUGUUUUAGUUAUUUAAAAUUUAAUUAUAAAAUCUAAUUAUAUUUAAAAUAUUAUUAAUAUAAUUUCUAAAACAAUGAAUGUGCUCUAAGUGUCAUACUGUAUCAAGAGUUUGUCAAUAAACUCUUUAGCCGUGAAUUUUUUUUUUGAAAAAAAUAUUAUUCUAUAUCUAUCUAUACUAUUAUUUAUAAAGUGAUUUUGCUGAUUUGUCAUCCUCCCUAUAGUUUUAGUUUAUUUGCUUAUUUGUCAUAUUUUCCAUAAUUUUAGGUAAUUUUGGUUAUUUAUCAUAUGCUUGAUAAUUCUAAUUAAUAGUUUUACUUAAUAAAUCUAUAAUGUUGCUAGAUUAUAAUAUAUAUUUAACCAAUUGUUAUCUUUUUGUUCACACGAUAAUAUUAUAAAAAAACCUAUUAUAGUUUAGUUUAUGUCAUAUUAAGUGACGUCCUAUUGCUUUGGAUAUCUUAUGUAUAUUUUUUUAUUAUGUGGUUCUUUCUGGUUUUGUUCAUAAUGAAUCUUCUAUCCUGUUUUUUUCAGUGGCUAUGGAAAUAGAAGAAGGAUUAUAUUGUCUAGAUAAAUAUAAUUGUAUUCUCUUAUGUUUUUUUUACUUGAGUUUCUUUUAGUUUGUAGCAUCACUAUUUUGUUAUAUGAAUUUUUGGACUUUGGGCUUCGGUUGUCCAAGAACAAGAAAAAGAAGAAGAUCUAAAAUCAAGGAGCGCAAAAUACAUAGAAGAUGUCGUCCAAUCACGAGAAGGUUGAAUGAUUAAAUUGAUGUAUUAUUCAAUUCACUUAGCUUUAUGUUUGUUUAGAUGUUUUGUUUGUUUUUACCUAAUUGAGUUAUUCUUAGUUGUUUGAUUUUACCUAAAGGUAAAUUUCACGUUGAUGGCCACCUUAAAUUCUCCAUCUCAAUAGUUAAAAAGAAAAACCUAUAGUGUACAGUGUACAUGUAAGUUCUUGGUCUUAUGGACGUUAUUUGUGUGAAUCCUGAGUAAAUAAAAAUGUAUGAGCUCAAAAUUAAAACAAGGCAUGAACUUUAUACCUGACUUGAUCAAUUGGUUGGUUAUGGUAAUGAUACAAAUUUACAGAUUGUAUUAGUUAGUUAAUUAAACAAAUAUACUCUAAUAUAAAAUUGUGUAUCCUGAGUAAAUAAAAAUGUAUGAGCUCAAAAUUAAAACAAGGCAUGAACUUUAUACCGACUUGAUCAAUUGGUUGGUUAUGGUAAUGAUACAAAUUUACAGAUUGUAUUAGUUAGUUAAUUAAACAAAUAUACUCUAAUAUAAAAUUGUGAUAUUAUUAGUUUCAAAUUGAUAUUUUUGAUCUGAACUAUCACAAUAAAAAAAGUAAUUAGAGUCAUUCUACAUUUAAUGAAUAAUUAUCUUUAUUUAUAAUGCUUAAUAAUUAGAUAAUUAUAUUUACUCAUUAUGUAGAUAAUUAUAUAUUAAUAUACAACAAUAAAACCACCCAAAAAUAAAAGGUAAGCUUGCAUAAAUAAUAAUCGAGUAAAAGAAAAUUUAAUUAUAUAUUAUCAUUAUCUAAAAAAAUAUUAAUUAACCUGUUAUUAUCCAAAAUCAAUACAAGCUGAUAUAUAUAUACAUAUAUAUAUCUUUAUAUAUUUAUCAAAGUAAUAUAAUUGUAGAUACAAACAAUAAUCUUAUCAGUUUUUAGUAUAAAAAUGUUUAGACAAAAAAAAUAUUAUAUCAUAUAGUUUUAUUAUGAGGAAAAUAUAUUUCUAUUAAAGAUAUACUUAAAUGUGACAUAUAAAAUUUGGUGAUAAAAUUAAGGUCGUUGAAGAGUUUCCUAAAAUAUAGAUGAAAGCAAUAUAAUUAAAAAAGUGAUGAUUUUUAAAUAAAUAAUACAUGUUUAAAUUUUAUAAAAUGCUUAUAUCUGCAUACGCGGACACAACACCUAGUUUUUUAUGAUUAAAUAGUAUAAUAUGUAAACAUAGAUAUAGGAAAGAAAAGAAGAGAAGUAAAAUGAGAUAAAAAUAAUCGAAUUAUAUUGAUUGUGGUUCCACUAGUUUCUUCACUGUGAAAUGAUGGAUGAUACGUGUCGAGCAACUGAACGAAUAUUCCAUGAGUCCAUGACUUCCAUUGGAGGUAUAGUAUUUUAUGUAUCAUGAAUUCGUUGCCUAAUUGAUUCUCAUAACAUUAGCAUUUAGUACACCUACGUGUGUGUGUGAACUUACUACUAGCUAGACAUAUGUACCAAGGGCUAAAAGAAAACUUAUAAUAUCAUAAAUUCAUAUGUAAUGUAUAGGUGGAAAACGAGCUAGGGAAGAGAAGGCGAAGCUGGACCAGUUAGGAAGGAGAGGACGAAGCUGGACCAGCUUAGGAAACAGAGGACGAAGCUGGACCAGCUUCGAAACACUCCUGUCUUCGUUCUUUGACCUUUGACUUGCUCCACUACCACAUGCAUGAGAGACCGUGUCAAUUAUUCUGAGAUCUAUUUAUUUUACGUCGGUUUUGAAUGAACUACGGUUUAAUAAUAGAGUUUUCGAGUUUUGGCGUCAAAUUAUAUAACAACACGUCGUAUUAGAUCAAACACUAGUACACUGACGCAUCUUCAUUGUUUUCUUUUACUUGUCAAUUGUUUUCCUCUAACUGCCUUUAAUUUGUCAUCAAUCAUUAAUGUUAUAUUCAUAGCUACAUCUACAUUCACCUCACUAAAUACGUUAAAAUAUGUGCAAAUGAUUCUAGUUUGUUUUUGUUAUUAUAAGAAAUAAUUGUCAUCAAUCAUUAAUGUUAUAUUCAUAGCUACAUCUACAUUCACCUCACUAAAUACGUUAAAAUAUGUGCAUAUGAUUCUAGUUUGUUAUUAUAAGAAAUAAAGGUAAUAGGCAUGAUAUAUAUAAGAUCAUCUUCAUUCCAACUGCAUAAUAUACUAUAAAAUGAAGUGAAAAAUUCAGUCAUAAACAAACAAAAAAGCAUUACUCCAUUUUUAGAGUACUGAUUUUUUUUCUUUCAUGAUAGCAUUUUUCAUUCUAUUUUGCAGUAAAUUAUGCAAUUGGAUUGGAAAUGCCCUAAAUUAUAUAGUUUUGUUUUGUUUGCCGGAGAUUUUAAAUCCUAUAAAUCAUAAGGAACAUGCUGGCUCUAGCCAUGGAGAUCUUAACCAUAAUAUAUAGGUUUUGACAUAAAUAUACAUAUAUAAACCGAAUCAUUCGAUAUCUGAAUUUUAAUUUCAAAAUACAUAAUUUUGAAACGUUUUAAACAAUACCAGAAUCAGACUAUCUAUAUAUGAUGAUUUCGAACAAUACUAUUUGUACUAAAACAAUGUUUAGAAUUUAGACAAGAGUAUUUAUAUAUUUAAAUUAAUUGUAUAGCAUUGCUAAAUUUAAAUUCUAUUUUCCGGUAAGAGAUUCUUUGUUUCACCGGGAGAGGAUACAAUGCAUAUGACUACCAAAACAUUCAACAGAAGUAACAAAAGCAAAAAUACAUAAAAGCUUCUUAGUUGUUCCCAUGAGAACAAUGCAAUGACAGACCGGAAGAUUCUGCCCCUUUGUUGUUCAUCACUUUCUUGUCUGCACAUAAACUUAAAUUUAUAAAGAAAUUAUCAAUAAAUUAAAAUCAGAAGAAUUUGAUAAGAAAUAUUAAGGUCCAUUACAUAAGAAGUUAUUAAGGUCCAAGUCCACGUCACGAGUUUAUUUUGAUUUCAAUGUAUUUGUCGUGUAAUAUCUGUCUUCAUUCGAUAAUUUAUUUUAGACAAACAAAACCCUCCACUGACAAAAUUAAAAUUCAUUUAUUUACACAUUUCUCUUUCGGUAUAUAGAGAGCAUCAGAUCUCUACACACUGUGUCGUGAGAAACAAGAUUUGGUUUCAAAAUGUGAUUAUGUUAGCUAGUUUCUUUUGAAUUGAUAGCAGUAAUUUUGAAGGCAACUUUUACAAAAGUCUCAAUAAAGUUAUCGCUGAAGUUUCUACCCUACUUAACGCCAACACAUAAAACAUAUCUUAAAUUUCACUACUUUGAAUGUUUGUAAAUAAUUGAGUGAAGUCUAGAUACUAAAGCGCCAUAUCAAAUCGAUCUAUGGUUUCGAGUUUCGAGUCUCAACUACUACUAAUAUAGCUAGUCAUUGACUUAUCGAAUCAAUAAUAAAGGAGAUGAGAUAAAGUUACUAACUAGUUUUUGAAUCAGAUGAGCUGCAGACUAGAGAAUAGCUAAUAUUCUAUGACGACUUUCGUCUCUAGAUUUUGUAGAAUUAGGUGUUUCUAACUUUCUAAGACUUCGAAGUAAAAAUAUUGUUUCAUUAUGAAGAAAAAUAAAAACAAAAAACACAAAACCAAUGAACAAACUGAGAUAAGUAAAGAAAAAAAAAACAAUAGUAUUCCCAUUUCCCUUUGAAAUUGUUAGAUGUUUUGAACCUUUUGUUUUUUUGUGUCGUUAAAUUAAAUGCUCUUUUUUUUAACUUAAAUCUUGUAGUUUUUUUUAAACUUUGGGUAUCAUGCUUAUGGAGAGAUCCAAACUAAUUUCCAAAAAAUGGUGCGAUCCACAGAUGAAUUUUCACUACGAAUAUUCGAAUGAACCGUAAAAUAAGUCCACGAGAUGAAUUAUGGUGUGGACCCGAAUUGUUUGGCAAUCUCAAAAUCUCCUACCACUAGACCAUCACCUCAUGGUUUGAAAUCUUGUAGUUGAAGAAAUAGUACAAAAGUAGUUAGACAAAUAAACGGAAGAAAUUCAAGAUUUACCACAAAUGACUAGGUUAAAUCUCUUAAUUGAGAUGAUAAGUCUAAGAUGUAUUGUGAUUAAGAUUAGUGAAAGUUGUUGCUGAGAAAAUUUUAGUUUAGAUGAAGGCAUUGAUAGAGAUACGUGCAAAAAGAAAGUGGGGUUAUAUUAGAAUACGUGAAUCAGAAACGAGUCAAAGUUUUUGCCGUAAAAGAAAAAACAGUCAAGGCUUUUAGAUUUGGUUGUAUUAUUAUGGCUAGGCGGUGUGAUUAUCACGGGUCCUUGAUGUUAACUUAAGUAAGUGGACGUUGUCUUCCCUGGGACCUUCUGCGUUCCUAGUCGUUCGCAAUUCACUGAUUUAGUUUGACCAAAUUAUAAUUCGAGAUCUGAUUUUUAAUACACACAUCAGUGUUUUGGUGGUUGUCUGUAUAGUGAUUAAAAGCGAUCGAAACUUGAAGCUUGCGACUGAAAAAAGUUUGUUAUGUCAUGAUUAUUCAUAAUUGAGAUUUCUACAUACGCAAACGUUAAUUAAGCUCGUAUAUUAUGGAAAAAUAUUAACAAAUAUUUACGAUUAAAUGUUACUAUUAUAUUGUUUUAAUUGCUAUCCAUCCAUCCAGGCAUCCAUGCAGUGAACUGAAUUUUCCUGCAACAUGUUUGAUAUGUAAGAAAAAAAAACAACAUUUCAAUGGCAUCUGGAUUCUCAUAUUAUUGUUUUACAUGUAUUUGGUGAUUUCCAAAAAAAUUAUCGAUGCGUAAGCUUAUCAAAAGAUACAACUACUAUACCAUUGCCAAAUGGCAUAUUAUGUUUUUUUAGUAAAAUAUGAAGCUAUGAUAUUUUUUAAAGCCAAAAUGGGAAAAAAUAAAAUCAAGAUUGAUGGAAAUGAAUUUGAUACGUAGGAUUUGGUAUCAUAAUUUCAGCAUUUCAGAACUAUUGUUGAAAGAAUUGGUUUCUUAUGCAGUGUAAAAAUUAUAGGUCCAUGCAAAAAGUGCUAUCCAUCCAUUCACAUAAAUCGCAUAAGAGAAAGAUUAUAUACGAAAGAAAAUAAUUGAAAUCAACCAUUAUAUAUCUUGCAGGCUAACCCAUUAAUUUCUUUUCUAUGCUACUAUAAUUUAUUGGACGUAUAAUAAACACACAAAUACACUCUGUAAGAUAAUCAUAAUACAUAAUUGUAUAUCAUUCACAUAAACCUUAAGCUUCACUUCUAAGAUGCCACUUUUUCCCCCUUAGGAUAUAUAUUACGUAGGUGGCAUCUUAUUCUUAAUGAUGUUCGAUUAAAAAUUUAAACAUAUUUAAUUUAAAAAUUCCAGCAGUUUUUCCAACGUUAUAAAGGCACACGUGUGGGCUCAGCUCACAGCCAGAUAAGGUUACCAUCUUCUUCUUCUUCUUCCUCAUACUCUCACGACAUUCUUACCUUCUUUCUCUCUGAACGCUUAAAUGCCGAGAAGUUUAGAGCCGUUGGAUCUUGGAAUCCAGAUACCGUACCAUUUCAGAUGUCCAAUCUCAUUAGAGCUGAUGCGCGACCCAGUCACCGUCUGCACCGGUCAAACCUACGAUCGAACAAGCAUCGAAUCAUGGGUCUCCACCGGUAACAACACCACGUGUCCAGUCACACGCGCUCCUUUGUCCGACUUCACACUCAUCCCAAACCACACUCUCCGCCGUCUCAUCCAAGAAUGGUGCGUCGCUAACCGCUCCAACGGCGUCGAGCGUAUCCCCACACCCAAACAGCCAGCUGAUCCCACCUCCGUUCGCGCUCUCCUCAGCCAAGCCUCCGCGACUUCCGGAGCUCACGUCUCGGCUCGCUCACGCGCCGCCGCUCUCCGUCGUCUACGUGGCUUCGCGCGGGACUCCGAGAAGAACCGCGUUUUGAUCGCGGCUCAUAACGCUAAAGAGAUUCUGAUUAGGAUCUUGUUCUCCGACGAUAUCGAUUCAUCGGAGUUGGUCUCUGAAUCGCUCGCUCUUCUCGUUAUGUUCCCGAUGACGGAGCAUGAUAAAUGCGUUUCGAUCAUUUCGGAUCCGGGUCGGGUCGAGUUUUUAACCCGGUUACUGUUCGAUUCCUCGGUGGAGACACGUGUCAACGCAGCCGCGUUGAUCGAGAUGGCGGUUACAGGAUCGAAGGAAACGGUUUCGAGUUCCGAAUCCAUUUUCGAAGGAGUCCUCGAUCUUCUACGCAAUCCGGCGUCGUCGUACCCGCGGCGAGCUCUCAAGAUCGGAAUCAAAGCUUUGUUCGCGCUCUGCCUCUCGAAGAACACGCGCCACGUCGCGGUCUCGGCCGGCGCGCCGGAGAUUCUGAUCGACAGGCUCGCGGCGGGGUUAGACAGGUGCGACACGGAGCGAGCGUUAGCGACGGUGGAGAUUCUCUGCCGAUCUCCGGAGGGAUGCGCGGCGUUCGGGGAGCACGCUCUGACGGUUCCGGUUCUUGUCAAGACGAUUCUGAGGGUUUCUGAUAGGGCGACGGAGUACGCGGCGGGGGCGCUGCUGGCGCUUUGCACGGCGGAGGAGAGGUGGAGAGACGAGGCGGCGGCGGCGGGAGUGGUGGUUCAGUUGCUGCUGAUGGUGCAGAGUGAGUGUACGGAGAGGGCGAAGAGGAAGGCGCAGAAGCUGCUGAAGCUUCUGAGAGACUCGUGGCCUGACUACUCCUUCGCUAACUCCGAUGAUUUCGCCUGCAGCGAAGUGGUCCCCUUUUGAUUUUUUAAAAUUAAUUUUCUUUUUAUUGUUUCAACAGUAAAUUAAUUUUAUUUAGUCUUUUUAUAUUUUCUGAUAAAAUAGAAGGAAGUGUGGUCAUUUCUUAUGUGUAUUUUGAUGGAAAAUGUGAAUUAAGAAAAGAAAAAAAAUACAGAAGUUUUGAUGAGCAUAAGUUAGGUUAUAUGCA